CAAGCAUAGUUCUGGUGAAUUUCGACGAAAUGAUAUGGAUUCAACUGCUGCAGAUAUUGUCAGAACGAGAUCGAGUGCUUUAGAAAAUAGCAUAACAACAACAAAUGGAUUCUCCGAGAGUCAAAAGGUCGCUGCCGAUUUGAACCCUAGUCCAGGGUCACCACGAAAAAAGAAGAGCUCAAUUAGUCUUCGUGGAACUUCCAGAGCGAUCUUAUGCGCAACAAAGUUCAAAAGAGCCACAAACAGGGACUCAAAGACACCGAACGGUUCACCAUUGCCAGAUAAAAGGCAGAUCGAGGAUAUUAUUGCGAAAGGUGAUACAACUGCAAAGGUUGAGAGUCGAGAUCAACAGAGCGAAAGACGUAAAGAUACCAUCGGAAUUACACGGAACGAGUCGGUCGAGAAACGAUCUCCAAACACCCGACGACGACGAUUCCGAACGGACGGAAGACUUCGGAAGGGUGGGAUUCACACGAGCAUGCUCAGUGUGGCUAGCAACGCAUGUAUGACAGACUCGGAAAUGGAAGACACGGUCAGCAUUUACAGUGAAGUGGACUCGCUCGACGAUGAAAGAGGAACACGAGGAAGGCGAUGGGAAAGUUUCUAUAGCAACAUCAGUGCUGACAGUGGCUCCGCCCAUCUGUUUGAAUUCGAAACGGAUUCCAAUGCAACUGAGUUUGAUGAAGUGUUCGAUGACCAGGAAUCUGAAGAUGAGCAUCCCAAAAGUGAAGCAGAAGUGGAACGCACUGACAGUGGUGUCGGAGGUGACAUGGGCCAGAGUCCCUUGAGGCGCUCGUGGGAGGAGAUUGUCAUGAAGAGCUCAGAACACUGGUCCGUUGUAGCUGCCUCCGCCCGGCACUGGCAAGAAUUGGCCCGCAGAAAGAAAGGUAACGAGGGCGAGGCGACUACAGUGAAGAAAAGAAGCUCAGUGCAUUCUAUUACAGAGGAUAUGGUUGAAUGUCCGGGCUGUUUGAAAUACUAUGUUCCGCCGAAAGAAGAAGACAAAGGGGAAGUCGACGCCAAUGAGCCGGAGAUUUGCGGAAAAUGCAAGGACAGAAAAGUGGAGAGGAAGGAAGCCAUUAUCGAGCUGGUCCAGACUGAAAUCAACUAUGGCAAUGAUUUGCAGAUAUUGAAAGAGGAAUUCUACUUGCCAAUGCAGUCCGGAGGAAUUUUAAGUCCCGAGCACCUAGCUGCAAUCUUCCUCAACCUGCAGGAAUUGCUGGAAGUGAAUUCAAAGUUUUGUGCUAAACUGCAGAAAAGUCUGGAGGAAUCGGUGGCAAACGGUGAUGAGGAGUUUUCUAACGUUAAUGUGGGAAGCAUUUUCCUUGAAAGUGUUGACUUUUUCCAGGCGUACGAAAUCUACUGUUCAAAACAGACUGCAGCCUCUGCCUUAUUGGAAUCCCUUCAGAAGAAAACAGAACUGCUAAGAAUCUUUCUAAACGUAACGAAUUACAAUGUACAUGCACUUCCCUUUCAGCGCACUACAAUUGUUCGGGAAAACCUCCUUAACUCGGAUAAAUUAAAGCACGAUUUUAAAACAUUAGAAACUGGUCAUUGGGUCAGUGAGCUUCAGAGAGCCCAAUCUCGUCAUUUUGGAGCUGGACCCGUCUCGAUACUCACAAAUUCAAACGGCGAUAUAUUUGCUAAUCAUAAUGAGCUGUAG
This is a messenger RNA of Orbicella faveolata, 1663 nucleotides long. RefSeq lists its product as uncharacterized. Gene Ontology annotation, biological process: protein phosphorylation; positive regulation of Rho protein signal transduction. The record is from RefSeq and is a predicted model, not a curated record. Lineage: Eukaryota; Metazoa; Cnidaria; Anthozoa; Scleractinia; Merulinidae. Gene Ontology annotation, molecular function: protein kinase activity; guanyl-nucleotide exchange factor activity; ATP binding.